Molecule: messenger RNA, 1247 nt
Organism: Halteromyces radiatus
Lineage: Eukaryota; Fungi; Mucoromycota; Mucoromycetes; Mucorales; Cunninghamellaceae
Product: Fcf2 pre-rRNA processing-domain-containing protein
Exons: 4
Coding region: 95-1051 (318 amino acids)
Biological process (GO): RNA processing
Cellular component (GO): nucleolus
Molecular function (GO): RNA binding
Source: RefSeq, a predicted model, not a curated record
UUUUUUUCUUAUUACUGAAAAUUUCUCUUCUUUUUUUUAUCCAUAUUUUUAUUAUUAUUAUUAUUUAUUAUUUUUCAUUUACUUAUAUAUCGACAUGGUGACUACUCGUCGAUCGGCAAACCUGAAUGGAAUAACAACUGAAAUGUCUACCGAUCUAAAUGUGAUCAAAAAUAAAAAACCUAAUUCUGUAGCAUCAACGAAAAGGAAAAACUCACCAGUAGUCGUACCUCACUUUGAAAGCGACAGUAGCAGCGAGAAAGAGGAUGAUGAAGAUCAAGUCGAACAAGAAAGUGACGAUAAUGACGAUAGUGAUGAUAGUGAUGAUAGUAGCAGCAAUGAUGAUAGUGACGACCAAGAUGAGGAAGAUAACAACGAUGAUCUAGAUGAUCUAUUGGAAAAAGCACAGGCAGCUUUACGGGUACAACAAGAUAAUAUGAUCAAACUUGAUAAGGACGAUAUGGAUAAAACUGAUAUCAAACUCCCAAAACUUCAACCUGGUGUGUCAGUAGAACAAGAACUUUAUAUUGGAGAAGAAGCUGGUGUUGCAAAACUAUCAACACAAGUAGUGGCUUUAGUGGAUUCUGAAGAAGCAGCAGACCAGGUGCGAAACAAUAACAAAACAUUGAUUGCAUUGAAGAAGAACAAUGUUGAUACCAAAUCAUUAACCAGAAAGGAACGACAACAGGAACGAGAAAAAACGGCUGGAAAAGGUUGGUUCGAUAUGCCCCUGGUAGAUAUGACACCUGAAAUCAAGCGUGAUUUACAAAUACUCAAGAUGAGACAUGUUCUGGAUCGAAAAAGACAUUAUAAAAAGAUGGGUAAGAACGAACUCAAUUCGAAAUAUUUCCAAAUGGGUACUAUUAUCGAGGGUGCUACCGAAUUCUUCUCAUCACGCAUCAAUCGAAAGGAUCGAAGACAAACUAUAGCUGAUGAAUUGAUGGCUGAUAUGGAACAACAAGAUUAUUACAAGCGAAAAUAUGUGGAAGCUCAGGACCGUCAUACUUCAGGUGGUAAAUCACAUUACAAGAAAGUCAAAGCCAAACGUUACUGAAUUCAUUUAUACAUAUAUCAUUAUCAUUCACCAAACAUCAUUAUUAUCUUCAUAGUCUAGUCUAGUUUAUUGUAUAGUUUUAGUAUUUUGUAUUAUCCAUUUUAUUAUUUGUAUUUCAUUAUCACUUUUUUUUUUGUAUCAAUUGUUUUUGAUGAAUUGGGCAUGAAUAAACUACAAAUCUUUUUUUUUUGUCAAA